CUGUAAGUUGAUAAGUUGAUCCUCUCCUCUCUCUUGCGAAACUUCUUCCUCACCCAUUCACAAAACCGCUCUUAUUUUCCAGACUUCCUAUAAAUCUUGAUUUCCCCCUCUUUCUCCUAGUUCGUCAAAUUUCGCGAAACCCUAGCCCUAAUUUUCAAUCGAAAAUCUCUCCGAUAAACCUUCCAUCUUUCUCAAAUUCGUGAUUUUUCGCAAUUUUUCUGUCGAUUUCAGAUGGCUAUGAAACCACUUACAACCGCGGCUAUUGCCCUUACGGAAAAGAAAAUGGAUAUGAGUUUAGACGAUAUCAUCAGGAUGUCUAAAACAAAUGUUGUCAAGUCCAACAAGCAGAGGGUUCCGAACAAAAGUAAAAAACCUACCAAUGGAAAACAAGAUAGAGCUUUGAAGACGCGACAAUAUAUGGAUUCUAGGUCUACUCUUAGACAGGGGGUUCUUGCCCAGAAAAGGUCCAAUUUUCAGGGAAACAAUUUCCCUUUGGCAUCUGAUGCUGCUCGGAAGGUAGCAGCUGCCCCCUUCCGCAAUGGAGGUUUUAACCGUAGUAGGGCUGUUAACUGGAACCGACCAAGAGCUGCUGGUCCGAUGAAGCGGCAAGGUAAUGCAUCAAUUGGUGGCAAUGUUCAUAAGCAACAGCAACGACAACGACAACAGCCACAACAACAACUACGACAACAGCCACAACCACAACGACAGCCACAACAUCCAUCUCAGAGAGGGGAGAAACCUAAAACAUUGGAUUCACUGUUUGCCAAUAUGAAACAGCAGAGGAUGCAAGCUUUUGGUCACACAAACAAUGGCAGUGCUCAUACAAACAAUGGAGGUGGUGCUGCUGUUAAUCAGCCAAGACAACCAUGGCUAAGGGGUCGAUUUGGCAACUACAGAAGCUAAGCUAAGCUGAUGUUAUGAAAUCGGGUGAAAUUUGCAUGUUGGAAAUGCGAUAAGAUUACUUUCGAUCUUUGAUGUUUCUUUUGCUUUCUGUAGGGCAAAUAUUACUUUCUAUGUUUAACUUUCUCAGUAUCACCUUUGAUUUCGAUUUAAAGUUUACCUUGUACAGCCACUAUUUUUCUUUUCUGUUCUCCUUAAUGGUUCAAUUAUGCAGUCAUGCCUUUUUGUUAA
Messenger RNA from Spinacia oleracea (spinach), 1131 nucleotides. RefSeq lists its product as uncharacterized. Lineage: Eukaryota; Viridiplantae; Streptophyta; Magnoliopsida; Caryophyllales; Amaranthaceae. The record is from RefSeq and is a predicted model, not a curated record. The coding region runs from base 232 to 903 and encodes 223 amino acids. The transcript has 7 exons.